Molecule: messenger RNA, 234 nt
Organism: Penicillium verhagenii
Lineage: Eukaryota; Fungi; Ascomycota; Eurotiomycetes; Eurotiales; Aspergillaceae
Exons: 2
Coding region: 1-234 (77 amino acids)
Source: RefSeq, a predicted model, not a curated record
AUGUCCCAGCCAGUCCAAUACCGUGAACUUGUGACCAGCCCAAUUCAUCGAUCACCUCAGGUCGAUGCUACAAGGAUCAUUCAGCCGUCAGCCCAGUACCUGGAAAGGACAUGCCUCCAGGCACACUUCGGGCGACUGAUGACAGCUUCAGGCUAUGAUGGACUGCCACCUUCCAGCCCAUCUUGUAUCAACGCACACGUCGCCAAUGUCUCACGAGAGUUGGGAAUUGAUUAG